CGCCAGUCCGCCUCACUGACUGACUCGCAGAACCAGUUGGUUUGGCCCAGCUUCUUCUUCUUCUUCUUCUUCUUCUUCCCCCUGCCUUCUCUGUGUUGUGUGCUGCCGCUGUUGUUGUUGCCUGGUGUCAACCUACGCCGACGAGAGAAGAAGACAUAUCCCUCCCUCUCCUCUGUCGGAGGGCCGCUUCCAAUUUGCCUUCACUUUCCUCCUCGCCGGCUCCAUUGGCUUCCGCGCCGUGCCAGUCAACUCGCCUCCUCUCCCAGCCCGAGUUGAGCAGCAACAGCUCGGAAACAUCUGGCCGCCGCAGAGUGCUAGACUCCCCGUCCCCUCCGCCUGCUCGCCCCUUCGGCAGCCUGUUAUGGAAAUUAGUCCAAAGUCAAUCUAGUUUUGGGGAAAAAGGAGGAUUUGACGGAGGAAGACGUCGGACCGUGUUGUCUGUUAUGAGGACGGCAAGAUGGAGUUCCCAGAUCACAGCAGACAUUUACUCCAGUGUCUGAGCGAGCAGCGGCACCAGGGCUUCCUGUGUGACUCCACGGUGCUGGUGGGCGAUGCCCAGUUCCGGGCCCACCGUGCCGUGUUGGCCUCCUGCAGCAUGUACUUUCACCUCUUCUACAAGGACCAGCUGGACAAGCGAGACGUGGUGCACCUCAACAGCGACAUUGUCACAGCCCCGGCCUUUUCCCUGCUCCUGGAGUUCAUGUACGAGGGCAAGCUGCAGUUCCAGGACCUUCCCGUAGAGGAUGUGCUGGCAGCGGCCAGCUACUUGCACAUGUAUGACAUUGUCAAGGUGUGUAAGAAACGUUUGAAGCAGAAGGCCACGGCGGAGGCAGACAGCACGCGCAGAGAAGAGGACGGUGGCUCCAGCUGCUCCGAUAAGGCCGACAGUCUAUCAGAUGGGUCUACGGGCCGGCCUGCGACUGCCGACCUGCUGCACAGUGAUGAAGAGGAGGAGGGGAAGGGCGAGGGAGGACCGCUGUGGCUGAGGCUGCCGUCUGCAGACAGACCAGGGACGCCAGCCAUGGCUACAACAAGCCCGCACGGCGAGGCGGAGAUGCAGGGUGGGGAGGCGCUGGGGGAGGGAGGGAAGCUGCUUUCCCCGGCAGGCAGCCCCACCAGCUCCACCGGAUCCCUCUCACAGAGAUCCCACCGCUCCGUGAGCUCUCGUGGAGGGCACAGGGGCAGGAGGGUGUCGAAUGAUGCGGCUGACUGCGUCCUGGACCUGUCAGUCAAGCCGAUCGCCGGUAGCAACCACAGUAACCACCACCAGUCCUAUUUCAGCGGAGCAGCCACACCAGACAGCCUCCAGAGCCCAUUGGCUGUGAGGGUGAAGGUGGAGAGGGGUGUGGCUUCGGACGAGGAAGAGGAGCUGGGAGGUGGGGACUAUGAAAUGGAGCACAGCGGCAUCACCAAGGCCACGGUUCCCAGCGCCAAUGGGGGCCUGACCCACCACGGGGUCGGAGGGCCUCUGUCGGCCCAGAGGAGGCUCGGCCUGGAAGCGCACCUGUCCGCUCUACGAGAGGCCUCUCUGGCCUCGGAGCUGGAGCGUGAGGAGAAGCCUUCGGCCACGGCAGACGACGAGGACAUACUGGGGGGUGAAAAUGAGCGCGCCCAGGCCGAGGCGGCCAGCAUGGAUAAUUCCCUGCUGCCCUACGUCUCCAACAUGCUCUCAGCGCAACACACCCAGAUCUUCAUGUGCCCGCUGUGUAACAAGGUAUUCCCCUCCCCGCACAUCCUCCAGCUUCACCUCAGCUCCCACUUCAGGGAGCAGGAGGGCAUCCGCUCCAAGCCCGCCGGGGACGUCAACGUGCCCACCUGCACCAUCUGCAGCAAGACCUUCUCCUGCAUGUACACGCUGAAGCGCCACGAGCGGACACACUCCGGUGAGAAACCCUACACCUGCACCACCUGCGGCAAGAGCUUCCAGUACUCACACAACCUCAGCCGCCACGCAGUGGUGCACACGCGUGAGAAGCCGCAUGCUUGUAAGUGGUGCGAGCGGCGCUUCACGCAGUCCGGGGACCUCUACCGACACAUUCGCAAGUUCCAUUGCGAACUGGUCAACUCGCUGUCAGUGAAGAGCGAACCGCUGGCGCUGCCCAAUGUCAGGGAUUGGGCGAUUGAGGACAGCUCCCAGGAACUGUGGAAGUAGAAACAGACUGUUUGAUAAAGGGAAAGAGAGCGGAGAGUGACAGAGGGGCAGAGAGGCAUGGGGAGGUGAAAGGGAGGUGGCAGAGUUUGAUAUUUGGGGUUCAAGUCAUGUUCUAAUGUGUCGCAAAAUCUCAUUCAAUUGCACUUUAAUAGCACAUGAAAAUGUUACUACUGAGUUGUUUUUUUUUGUUGCUGUUUGGGGUAAUUUUGUUUUAUCUAUUUUAUUCGGAUCUCUUUAUUUUUAUCUGGCAUAAGUUCUGUUUGAUGGUUUUUGUUGCGUCUGAGGACGUGGAUCCCAGUGAGAAUGUCUCGCCUUCUCGAAGAGUUUUCACUCUGUUUGUGUUUCAUCUCAGACACAACACUCCGGCGCUGGCCAGCGUAUCGGUCCCAGUUCCACAGACAGCAAAUACCACUGCAGGAGUUCAGGUCGAACACACUGAAGUGAAAAAGCAUUACAAUACACUAAACGGGUACUGUGAUCACCACCACACACACACGGUUUGAAGAAGUGUGUGUGUGCGUGAUACUGCACUACUCUGGCAAAAAUUUCACCUGACGUGCGUGAGUGUGUGUGAGUGUGUUUUGUGUGUAUUAAUUUUAUUUUCUACUGGCAUGGAGGUGUCGUUGGCGAAGCGCUCCCCGCUUCUCUUGUUAAGCUCUUUGGUGUUGUGUGUUCAGGGUAAAGCUGACUGACUGACAGACAAACUGAUGGCACUCAUGCAAUGCACAGCCUCCUUUUUUCACUUCCAAUCAAUUUGAAGUAUUUUCUAAAAAUGAAAAGACCUUUACAAAUUAUUAUAAUAAUUAU
Molecule: messenger RNA, 2959 nt
Organism: Plectropomus leopardus (leopard coralgrouper)
Lineage: Eukaryota; Metazoa; Chordata; Actinopteri; Perciformes; Serranidae
Gene: zbtb18
Product: zinc finger and BTB domain containing 18
Biological process (GO): regulation of transcription by RNA polymerase II
Cellular component (GO): nucleus
Molecular function (GO): protein binding; DNA-binding transcription factor activity, RNA polymerase II-specific
Source: RefSeq, a predicted model, not a curated record